UCUCUUCCAAAACUUUUAUCAUCAUAGAAGGUUUACAUUGCCCAAUCUCUCUCUCUCUCUUUCUCUCUCUCUCUCUCUCUCCGUAUCACGAUUUAGGGCUCACAAACUCGUUCUUUGACUCAGAACCAAACCCUCGCUGUCGCUGAUCUGCUUCUUCAGGCUAUUAUUCACAGAGAAAGCGUGUACAAAUUGUUCUUCUAUCUUUUGACUCAACACGAGGAGGGCUGUUUCCAAGCAAGGGAUGAUAUUUUGCAUGACAUUUUGAUGCUCAUGCAAUGUCGGGUUUACUUAAUUCUUCUCUAAACGGAUCAGCUUCAAAUCUUCCAGACAGUACUGGGCGAUCUUUCACCACAUCUUUCUCUGGUCAGUCUGGUGCCGCCUCCCCUGUUUUUCAUCAUACUGGAACCAUUCAGGGCCUGCAUAAUAUUCAUGGGAGCUUUAACGUUCCCAACAUGCAGGGUACCCUAACAUCAAGAAACUCAACACUAAAUAAUGUUCCUUCUGGUGGAGUUCAACAGCCUACUGGAAGCCUUGCUAGUGGAAGAUUUGCAUCAAAUAAUCUUCCUGUUGCUCUCUCACAGUUAUCACAUGGAAAUACCCACACACAUUCAGGAGUUUCAAAUAGAGGAUGUAUGAGUGUUGUAGGAAACCCUGGUUUUAGUAGUAGCACAAAUGGAGUUGGAGGUUCUAUUCCUGGCAUUCUCCCAACAUCAGCUGCAAUUGGUAACCGGAAUGCUGUACCAGGAUUAGGUGUUUCCCCAAUUUUGGGAAAUGCAGGUCCUCGGAUUACAAGUUCUAUGGGAAACAUGGUUGGUGGAGGCAACAUAGGAAGGAGUAUAAGCUCUGGUGGAGGGUUGUCUGUGCCUGGUCUUGCAUCUCGACUAAACUUAGGUGCAAAUAGUGGAUCUGGGAGUUUAAGUGUGCAAGGGCAAAAUAGAUUGAUGAGUGGUGUGCUUCCACAAGGAUCUCCGCAGGUAAUUUCUAUGCUAGGAAAUUCCUAUCCUACUGCUGGAGGCCCACUUUCACAAAGUCACGUUCAAGCAGUGAAUAAUUUAAGCUCUAUGGGGGUGUUGAAUGAUGUAAACUCCAAUGACAAUUCACCUUUUGACAUCAAUGAUUUUCCUCAGUUGACAAGUCGUCCUAGUUCUGCUGGCGGACCUCAAGGGCAACUAGGUUCACUACGAAAACAAGGUCUUGGUGUUAGUCCUAUUGUUCAACAAAAUCAAGAGUUCAGCAUCCAAAAUGAAGAUUUCCCUGCUUUACCAGGAUUUAAAGGUGGUAAUGCUGACUAUGCAAUGGAUAUGCACCAGAAAGAACAGCUUCACGACAAUACCAUGUCAAUGAUGCAGUCUCAGCACUUCUCUAUGGGAAGGUCUGCUGGAUUCAACUUGGGGGGAACAUAUUCGUCUCAUAGACCCCAGCAACAACAGCAACAUGCUCCAUCAGUUAGUAGUGGUGGUGUCUCCUUUUCGCCUGUAAAUAAUCAGGAUCUUCUCCAUUUACAUGGCUCAGAUAUAUUUCCAUCUUCACAUUCAGCCUAUCACUCUCAGACAAGUGGACCUCCUGGCAUUGGAUUAAGACCACUGAAUUCCCCAAAUACAGUUUCUGGCAUGGGUUCUUAUGACCAGCUUAUCCAGCAGUAUCAACAACACCAAAACCAGUCCCAAUUUCGCCUGCAACAAAUGUCAGCUGUCAAUCAGUCAUUUAAGGAUCAAGGAAUGAAAUCCAUGCAGGCAGCACAAUCUGCACCAGACCCAUUUGGCUUGCUUGGUUUGUUAAGUGUUAUAAGGAUGAGCGAUCCUGAUCUAACAUCCCUUGCACUGGGAAUUGAUUUGACAACGCUUGGAUUAAAUUUGAAUUCAACAGAAAAUCUUCACAAGACCUUUGGUUCUCCAUGGUCAGAUGAACCAGCUAAGGGUGAACCCGAAUUUAAUGUGCCACAAUGUUACUAUGCUAAACAACCACCUGCAUUACAUCUAGGUUACUUUGCGAAGUUUACAGUGGAAUCAUUGUUUUAUAUAUUCUACAGCAUGCCCAAAGAUGAAGCCCAAUUAUAUGCUGCAAAUGAACUUUACAAUAGAGGCUGGUUUUAUCACAAGGAACAUCGCUUUUGGUUCAUAAGGGUCCCGAACAUGGAGCCACUGGUUAAGACAAACACUUACGAGAGAGGGUCCUAUCAUUGUUUCGAUCCAAGCACAUUUGAAAUGGUUCGCAAGGACAAUUUUGUGCUCCACUAUGAGAUGUUGGAAAAAAGACCGGUUCUUCCUCAACAUUGACAUAUUUUUACUUAUUUAGAAUGUAAAGCUUCAGUUGUAUGGAUGCUUAAUUGAUUAGAACGUCAGUCGGUUUGCAGCAUUAAAUGCCCUCAGUUUGGCAAUUGUAAGCAAUUGUCCUUUUAUCCAUCUCGUUGCAAUGACGAGUCAGUUUAGUUUA
This is a messenger RNA of Ziziphus jujuba (common jujube), 2433 nucleotides long. Its product is annotated as probable NOT transcription complex subunit VIP2. The record is from RefSeq and is a predicted model, not a curated record. NCBI's taxonomy places the organism in Eukaryota, Viridiplantae, Streptophyta, Magnoliopsida, Rosales, Rhamnaceae. Gene Ontology annotation, biological process: regulation of DNA-templated transcription; nuclear-transcribed mRNA poly(A) tail shortening. The transcript has 14 exons. Gene Ontology annotation, cellular component: P-body; CCR4-NOT core complex. The coding region runs from base 276 to 2276 and encodes 666 amino acids.